Molecule: messenger RNA, 2324 nt
Organism: Gadus chalcogrammus (walleye pollock)
Lineage: Eukaryota; Metazoa; Chordata; Actinopteri; Gadiformes; Gadidae
Product: B- and T-lymphocyte attenuator-like
Exons: 6
Coding region: 8-874 (288 amino acids)
Biological process (GO): immune response-regulating cell surface receptor signaling pathway
Cellular component (GO): plasma membrane
Molecular function (GO): signaling receptor activity
Source: RefSeq, a predicted model, not a curated record
AGCCACCAUGAGGUCCAGCACAUGGCUGCUCCCCCUGCUCCUUCUCAGCUCUUCCACCAGCGGUGCGAGCGGGCAGUGUGCGGAGGAGAUUAUGGUGCGCCGCAACCAGGUGCUCGUGGCUCAGGAGGGCGAGCAGCUGGAGGUCGAGUGUCCCGUCAGCUUCUGUUCAGACCCACCGCCCCGUGUCUCAUGGGUGAAAUAUACAAACGGGUCGGACAAAGACAAGCCCGGGUCCGUGUUGGAGAGCAGGUGGGAGGGCCUGUCGAAUAGCUCCGGUGUCUCCUACCUCACCUUCACUCACCUGCUCCUCAACCACUCUGGGGAAUACAGAUGUGAAACCAACUUCACCAAAGGCCAUAUCAUCAACAUCACUGUCACAGGAAGUGCAGAGGUUUCUGUUGAAGAAGACGACGACCGGCGUGCAGAUCGCGGGGGUCCGGCCCAGCUCCAGCCCUACCUGUGGGCCUCAGCGGGGGUCCUCCUGUGUGUGGUGGUGGUGGUCACUCUGUCAGUUGUGUCCCUGCAGCGCUGCCCAGGAGACCCCAGAAGGAUGGCGGAGUAUCAGAACACAGUGGUGCCGAUGACUCAGUAUCCAUCAGCGCACUCUAACCCUGGACAAGCCCCUCCCAGCGACACGCCCCUCUCCCUCGCACGCCCCCACCGCCCCGCCCCGAGCCCCCCCACGGCCCACCGGACGUCUCAGCAUGGCCGUCUCUAUGGCAACCGAGGGGAGAAGGAGGCGGAGGAGGAGGAAGAGGAGGAUCAGUCCAUUUGGUACGCGGCCCUGAAUCACGAUGUGAUGCCAGUGGCUCCCAGAGUGCGCCGUAGAGAUAGCUUGCAGGACGUGGAGUACGCAGCCAUCCACGUAGCAUAGCGAUGGAGCUAGCACAGGGUUCAUAGCCUCAUCACUGGGCUAUCUUAUGAGUUAACUGAUUAGCCUAACCUCCUAGCUAAUCCACUAGCUAAACGAUUCGCUAAACGGUUAGCUUACACGUUAGCCAACCUAUGAGCUAAAAGAUUAGUUUACCUAUGAGGUAAUGGAGGAAUUCAGUGAUGAGCUAAACUAUGGGAUAACACAUUAGUUAACCUAUUAGCCAGCUGACUUGAUGAAUGAUUAUCUAACCUAUGAGCUCACUGAUUAACUAACCGAUUAGCAAAUCACUAGCUAACCUAUGAGCUCACUGAGUAACUAUACUGUGGACCAGUCAACACCACUGAAAUCACAACACAUACAUGAACCACAUCUUUGCGCUGUUUCUGUUAAAAUUACUGAUGCAACAAUAUAAAUGCACACUGAAACCAUAACUCAUAAAUGGGUGUGAAAGAUGUUCACAACCCUUUGGCCUUCGUGUUGGUCUUUAUCUUAUGUUAUUAUCUGAAUAAGUUCUACUUUCCAGUUUGUAACCAUUGCCAUCGCAAGCAGUCCAUUGCUUUGACUCCAUUGUGCAGUGUAAUAUAUGUGUGUAUGUAUAUUUAUAUAUAUAUUACAAUAGUAUGUAUGGCAUGUAAAAGAUUAUUACGUGUGUCAAUGAUUAUUCACAUGUUAAUGAAUACUCAACAUGUAACUUAGCUGAUAAUAAUGUACAUAUAUAAUAAUUAACAUGCAUAAUUUGCAGGUAGACUAUAUGUAAAUUAUCAUUAUAUAUGUACAUUCACACUUUACAUGUAAAUGAUUGUAUAUGUAAAUUAUUUAAAUAUCUACAUUCAAGCUAUACUAACUAUUGUAUAGGAAUAUGAUACAUUAUUAUUAUAUGUUUAAUUAAUUACGACAAAUCAAUUAAUACCAUAUAGGCCUAUGUGAAUGAUAACAACAUGUAAAUUAAUACUGUACAUAUAAAUUAACACUAUGUAAUUAUAUUUUUAACAUAUGUGUAGGCUACGUUAUUAACAUGCAUUGUCAUGAUAUAUAAUGAUGACUAUAUCUAAAAUGAUUACGAUGUAUGGUUCAGCAUCUUUGUAAUUUGUGUUUUUAAUACCGAAUGGUAUUAUGUAAUAUGUGGUACGUUAUUUUGUCUGUAUUAUGUUAUAAUGCAUGGACGAUGUGAUUAUGUUUGAAUUAUGUAAUUCGGCACAGCGGUCAUUACCCUGAAAUAAACCGGGGAGAUUCAUGAAGACUAUAAAUGAUUAACGCUAUAGAAGAAUAGUCCAAAUGAUUGAUGAAAAGAGCCAGAGAACCAAACGCUGCUCUUAGAUUCAAACCCGGGAGUACGUCUCCUAUGACCAGGUCGAGUCCUUUAGGCCAUUCUAGGACAGCCUUCCAGUCCUCUGAUCCUCAAUGAAUCCAAUCCCGUGUGGUCGUCCGGGUCUUCAGUCCCGCGCCGUGG